GUGACGCCGGGCGUGGCGGCUGCUCUCCGUCUGCCAGGCCGUUCAUGCAUGGGCUCAGGCUGCUGCUGCUGCUGCUGCUGCUGCCGCUCCAAGCCCUCCAGAUCCCCUUCCCGGCCUGCCCUCCCUCCCCGGUGCCCGAGGCCCGCGGGGCGUCUCGCGCAUCCCGCCUGCCGCCUGUCACCAAACACAAUAAGAGCUGCACAACGUGGCAACGUCCCCGGGCGUCCAGCUCCUCAGUGCGCUUCAGCACGCCCAGCCCAACCUUCGCAGCCUGCUUCCCCACCGGGCUCGGAAGGCUGUCACAGCACCCGCACCCAGGCCUCGCUCUCUUGGCCGUGCCACCCAGCGAACCGCCACGACCGCGAACACUGCUCUCUCGACACAGGCCCGUUCGGUCUCUCGACUGCCGUAAGUUGCGACACCGCGCAACGGCCCCCGGAAGCUUGAACGAGUUGCCAACCCGAGCGAUAUUACCCUGUGCCUCUCUGGCGUUACCCUCCCCUUCCUUCUCGCGCACUCUCUUUACAUCUUAUUGCCUCCGCUUCUCCUCCCCACAACUCCUUCCUAUCGCCUGCUAGCCGUCCCCUGGCCCUCCGCGAACCCGCCUGCUCUCAUACGCACACCCAUCGACCAUGCCGGGGACAACGCAGUACGAGGUCCUCCUCGACUUCACCAAUGACACGCACGACUGCGCGACGGUCCAGCUCCAGCGGGACUACGGCCGGAAUACCGGCGCCAUCGUCCUGCUGCAUCCAGGCGAGAGCGUCACACUUGUACUCGAUGCCGGCACGGUGUACAAGUACGCGCUCAAGACGCGGACAAGAGUCGCCAACGUAACCGCACGGGCAUGGCGGGACGUCAGCUGUCCGGUCUCCCACCUCUUCCCGGCCGCUCCCGCGCACCCCGCGCCCGUCUCCCAGACGUCGCCCGAACCGUUGCGGCCAGUGCAGGGCAUCACGGUCGACCAGCUCUGGCGGGACAUGCGGUUCUGCAUAUGGAACGAUGCAUAGCAGCGGUUGUCGAGCCGCGAUUCGGAUUUUGUCACGAGACGACGGGUGCCUGUCGAGUGCCAUCCCCUGUGGCUCUCCCCCCCCCCUCGCACGACCUAGUAUGCCCAGUGCCCAGCGCCAGUCCAUGCCCAGCGAUAUGCCAACGCGUGCGCGUCGGACUAUCCUGUGAGGCGACGGUGAAGCAGGCGCCGCGAUCGCGAGCGAUCGCACAACGGACCGAGACUCCUCGAACGAUGUAUUAGAUUAUCACUACCUACUGUCUUCAUAGGUUACAAGUUGUAAUUGUCGCCGCACUGGCCGUCCCACCACGCCGCUGCCGCGCGCAGGUUAUUGUACACGCGAGAUUAGAUACCGCACAGCGCGAGAUCGCGCUGCGUAAUUGAUUGUCGGCGAGGAAUCGUCGUUAUUGCAACGUUUGUUCCGCACGUUUCGUGCGUUGCGCGUGCGAGAGAGCUGUGAAGCCCAUCGGGGAUGGGGAUGGGGAUGGGGAUGGGGCUGGGACCUGCGGCGAUACGCAGGGGCUGAUGACACACUCGCACACAGCGUUACAACGCCUGCUGCUCGUGUUUGCAGCGAGGCACGAGCCCGAUUCAACGCCCCACGCCGCUACGCGGGCCA
Dichomitus squalens LYAD-421 SS1 is the source of this 1628-nucleotide messenger RNA. RefSeq lists its product as uncharacterized. The record is from RefSeq and is a predicted model, not a curated record. The transcript is spliced from 4 exons. The coding region runs from base 633 to 1010 and encodes 125 amino acids. NCBI's taxonomy places the organism in Eukaryota, Fungi, Basidiomycota, Agaricomycetes, Polyporales, Polyporaceae.